Messenger RNA from Apis cerana (Asiatic honeybee), 1393 nucleotides. RefSeq names its product alpha-crystallin A chain. Gene Ontology annotation, cellular component: nucleus; cytoplasm. Gene Ontology annotation, biological process: response to heat; protein refolding. Lineage: Eukaryota; Metazoa; Arthropoda; Insecta; Hymenoptera; Apidae. The record is from RefSeq and is a predicted model, not a curated record.
CGCGUUUUUAAGCAGAUAGAAACAAUAUUUUAAAAUAGUUCUUAUUUUAUUUAAAAUAAUUAAUCAAAAGUUAAAAGUUAAUAUUUUGGCAAUUAAAAUUUUUCUAUUUUCUAUUUAGAAAAUUCGAUUUCCAGAAAACUCUAUAUGUUUCUUGAUUAUCGUUACCCCCACUUUUCAUAGCAUAUGAAAUAUAUAUUCGCGCGUAGAAAUCAUUAUAAUAGAAUUGGAACGAAAUUAUUGCACAAACAUUUAGUCAAACAUCUUAUUGUGGUCAAGCAAUACGUGAGUGAAUAAAAAAGCUUUACAAAAGAAAAGAAAAUUUUAAGUGAAAAAAUAAGUAUUCGACAAGAGAUUGAAUUUAUUUUUGAAUUAAAAAAAAACAAUGUCUUUUUUGCCGGUACUUUUUAAUUGGGGAGAGGAUUUGAAGACACCUUAUUAUCCCUUUGACCAAUUUUUUGGACUUCCACUGAGUUCUGAAGAUUUAUCAACAUCUUCCUUUCCUGACGAUACUAAUAUUUUAAUGCUAAGACCUCAUCGCUGUUUUCGCAGAUAUCAACCUUAUAAAAGAUUUACAGAUCGUACAUCCAGUGGAACAUCUACAAUACAAGCUGAUAAAAAUAAAUUUCAAGUAUCAUUGGAUGUUCAACAAUUUGCUCCAGAAGAAAUGAGUGUUAAAGUUGUGGGAAAGAAUGUAGUUGUCGAAGGCAAACAUGAAGAAAAACAGGAUGAACAUGGAUGGAUAUCUAGACAGUUUGUACGAAAAUAUAUUGUACCAGAACAAUGUGAUAUUGAUCAAUUAAAAUCAAGUUUAUCUUCUGAUGGAAUAUUGAUGAUCACUGCACCAAGAAAAGAGAUUGAUCCAACAUCAAAGAAUGAAAGAAUUAUUAAAAUUCAAAUUACAGGAAAACCUGCUUUAAGAGAUGAUACAAAACUAAUUGAAAAACAAAAGGAAAAUCAAGUUCAGAAGAAUUCCAUACCACAAAGAGGACAAGAACAAACAGUAAAAGCUGCUUAGGAAAAUAAUUUAUUGUAAAAUUGCUAUAACAAGAAUUUUCUUAGUAUUUUAUGUUUUGCAUAUAUAAUUAACUUAGCUCAACUAAAUUCUAUUUUAUAUUUUCUAAUAAAAUAAGCAAUUUAGUUUUAAUUUUUCAUAUUUUAGAUUUAAGUGUGAUCAAGUUAAAUGACAAACUAAAUUUGGAAAAUAAACAUUUCUCAUUUUUAUAAAUUAUUUAUAUAUUAUUUAAGAUUCAUUUGUCAUAAAUAUGUUUUUUAAUAAAACUGUUACUGUUUUUGUAUUGUUUUUAUAUAAUUUUGAAUUAAGUAUAUAUCCUGUAAUUUAAUAAUUUUAUGUAUCAUUUUCAAAUAUAAAUAAAUAUAACAAAUUUUAAGAUAA